UCUUGUGAGGCGCUUUUGUAUUUGAAAAACAUUUUACUCGUUAAAUCUAUCUAGAUACCGUUUUUUAAUUACGGACACGUGUUACAAUGUGUGCAGAACGAUCUACACUGGUUCACUGGUUUCGCAAAGGCCUCCGGGUGCACGACAAUCCCGCUUUAUCGCAGGUUUUCACUGCCGCCAACGCAGCACCAGGUCAAUUUUUCAUUCGCCCAAUAUUUAUAUUGGAUCCUGGUAUACUCGAUUGGAUGCAGGUGGGCGCCAAUCGGUGGCGAUUCCUGCAGCAAACGCUAAAUGAUUUGGAUCAGGAGCUGCGGAAACUAGAUUCCCGUCUGUUUGUGGUGCGCGGCAAGCCCGCAGAGGUUUUCCCCCGGAUCUUCAAGAGCUGGCGUGUGGAGCUCCUGACUUUUGAGACGGAUAUCGAACCUUACUCCUUGGCCAGAGAUGAAGCCGUUCAAAAGUUGGCCAAAUCAGAGGGUGUCAAGGUGGAAACCCACUGCUCUCACACUAUUUACAAUCCGGAAUUGGUUAUAGCCAAGAAUCUUGGCAAGGCUCCCAUUACAUAUCAAAAGUUUCUGGGCAUUGUGGAGCAACUUAAGAUACCCAAAGUUCUAGGAGUUCCAGAGAAGUUAAAGAGAAUUAAUGACCCACCCAAAGAUGAAGUGGAGCAGGAGGAUUCAACGGCAUAUGAUUGUCCUACCAUGGAACAAUUGGUCAAACGACCAGAGGAACUGGGACUCAAUAAGUUUCCCGGAGGUGAAACAGAGGCCCUGCGCCGCAUGAAGGAAUCAUUAAGCGAUGAACUUUGGGUGGCCCGCUUUGAGAAACCCAACACGGCACCCAAUUCCCUGGAGCCCAGCACUACUGUACUGAGUCCUUACCUAAAAUUUGGAUGUCUCAGUGCACGAUUGUUUCAUCAGAAGCUGAAAGAGAUCCUCAAGCGCCAGACAAAGCACUCGCAGCCUCCUGUAUCCCUAAUUGGCCAACUGUUGUGGAGGGAAUUCUACUACACAGUGGCGGCUGCUGAACCCAAUUUCGAUCGGAUGUUGGGCAAUGUCUACUGCCUGCAGAUACCAUGGCAGGAGCAGCCAAAACACCUAGAGGCCUGGACGCAUGGACGCACCGGUUAUCCUUUCAUCGACGCCAUAAUGCGACAGUUGCGCCAGGAGGGAUGGAUCCAUCACCUGGCUCGGCAUGCGGUGGCCUGUUUUCUCACACGCGGAGAUCUAUGGAUCAGCUGGGAGGAAGGGCAGCGGGUGUUUGAGCAGCUGCUGUUGGAUCAGGAUUGGGCCUUGAACGCUGGCAACUGGAUGUGGCUCUCCGCCUCUGCAUUCUUUCAUCAGUACUUUCGCGUCUAUAGCCCCGUGGCGUUUGGCAAGAAAACGGAUCCCCAGGGGCACUAUAUCAGGAAGUAUGUGCCGGAACUCUCGAAAUAUCCAGCUGGCUGUAUUUACGAGCCCUGGAAGGCCUCGCUAGCGGAUCAGCGUGCAUACGGUUGCGUCCUGGGCACAGAUUAUCCCCACCGCAUUGUUAAACACGAAGUCGUGCACAAGGAGAACAUUAAGCGGAUGGGUGCCGCCUACAAAGUAAAUCGCGAGGUGCGAACGGGCAAAGCGGAGGAUUCCCUUGAGGAGAAGCCAGAAACCUCCACUACAGGCAAGCGGAAGGCGCUAAAGGCAUCCGGAAAUGCCCCCAAGCGAAAACGUUAAAAUUUAAAUAUGUAUGCUACCCUAAGUAAGUGGUGGGUAUGUACUAUAUAGUAUUUGUUAAUUGGAAUUUUAAGUUGAAUAAAAUUUAAAAUAAUUAGGUAUAAGUACAUUUUGCAUGUUAUCCCCUGAGGAUUUUUGUUAGUUUCUUAAUUCUACCUAAACUAGGGUAGUAUAGUACCACAAUUAAUUUGACUUAAAAUGUAAUGGUACUUAAUUGAAGCUACAUAUUUCAACAUAUUUAUCAUUAUUUUAAAUAUUAGUUGUUUCUUGGAAAUCUUAUUCCAUAGAUUAUCUGUAAAGCCAUUACUAGGCUCCUUGGAAUCUAAUUAUAAAAUGUUAAAAAGCCUGUUGAAUUUUAAAUAAAAUAUAUAUAUGGACCAA
Drosophila rhopaloa is the source of this 2087-nucleotide messenger RNA. It is a transcript of the gene phr6-4, whose product is annotated as cryptochrome-2. The record is from RefSeq and is a predicted model, not a curated record. Gene Ontology annotation, molecular function: FAD binding; DNA binding. The transcript is spliced from 2 exons. Gene Ontology annotation, cellular component: cytoplasm; nucleus. Bases 87 to 1706 code for a protein of 539 amino acids. NCBI's taxonomy places the organism in Eukaryota, Metazoa, Arthropoda, Insecta, Diptera, Drosophilidae. Gene Ontology annotation, biological process: circadian regulation of gene expression; entrainment of circadian clock by photoperiod.